GUGUGACACAUUAGCUGAACGAGCAACACCCAUAGAAAAUGUAUUCAAUAACAAUCAUUUUCGUAAUAUUCUCGGUUUCCACCGUACGUGCAGUAGAAAGACCCCUCUGUGUCCCCCUUGGGACAUGCCUUCAAAGCAGAGCUGGGGAUGGAACUGUGGAUGUCAGAGCCGUACUCCCAGAUCCAAGUGGCAAGUGUCCCAUGGGAAAAGAAUUGUGUAAUCAACAAACAAAUGCAAUAAAUUGUGGAUUCGCGUAUGGAGCCAACGGAACCACUCUAGAUGGUCCAGCACCAUACGGGGCACAUCCAUGGCUUGCCUACCUAACAAAUCAAACAGGAUAUACCGGAAGUGGAGUUCUACUAGAUCGCUACCACGUGUUGACCGCCGCUCACAAAGUCUACAGGCACAAGUAUUCAUUGCAAAAACUACAGGUUUACAUCGGCGUCUAUAAUAGGGAAUUCCUGCAAACUGCCUACAAACGCAACAUUGAAGAUAUGAUCAUACACCCAGCAUUUGAUCCCAUAACUUUGAAGAAUGAUCUGGCAGUAUUACGACUUAAAGCGCACAUACCCCUAGGAUAUAUGAAAAAUGUAGGAGCGGCAUGCCUUCCAAGAUUCAACGCUAGAUUCGUAAAUAAAAGAUGUAUGGUAGCUGGUUGGGGUGUGACAGAUUUCGAAACAGGCGAUGCUUCAGCCAGUUAUCUCAAACAAGUCACCGUACCAAUAGUCCCAUUCAACACCUGCUAUCAAUCAAUGAAGAACCUGAUAGGAGAUCGCACCAACUUGUAUCUGGACAAAGAUGGCGAACUGUGCGCUGGUGGCGAGGAGGGUAGAGAUGCCUGUACGGACGAUGGAGGAGCACCCUUAAUAUGCCGAGACGACAAUGGGAAAAAGGUGGUGGCGGGCCUCGUAAUUUGGGGCAAGAAAUGUGGACGACCUAAUGUCUACGGAGUUUACGUAGAUGUAUCAAAAUAUGUCGAUUGGAUAACCCGAGCGAUUCGGAACCUUCAAUUAGUUCGAUCGCGACCAUCAGAUCAGAUAGGCAAAAUGCUUCCGUUUAUUUUGGCAGUGCUUUACCACGUGGUGGUGGUACUACAUCAAGCAUCCGCACAAAGUGGCACACCCAGAUGUGUACCAGUUGGGUUGUGUUUCCCGCAGUCUAUUGAUGUCAACCCACGAAUAGUGACCCCGGGCGAAGGAUCACCUCCUGCAAAUAAUACGGAGGCUUGUACCGCAGGAUACGAGCUGUGUUAUCCUCUUCAAGGAAAUUUUUCAUGUGGUACAAGAUAUACAAACAAUAUCAGCAAUGCUAACGGUCCGACAAGCAGAGGAUCACAUCCAUGGCAAGUAUACAUGAACUAUACUUCUUACAUUGGCAGCGGAGUCUUGCUCAAUAGGAAUAUUGUCUUAACAGCUGCUCAUAAGGUGUACACUCAUGUAAACACACCAUCAAACAUAACAAUCUACACGGGCGUCAAUAACCAAAAUGGACUUACUAGCCCACCAGCAGCAUUGAGUCAAGCCAGCCAAAUCAAAAUCCACGAGAAUUUUAAAAUAGACAGCGCGACCAAUAAACCUGUCGAUUACAAAGAUGACAUUGCAUUGAUUCGGCUGGACACACCACAAUUGGUAGGAUACCGCACUGAUUUGGGUCUGGGAUGUCUGCCCAGUCCAACGGAUACCUUUGUGGGUAACCCGCUUUGUAUAGUGGGAGGUUGGGGCGAGACGCAGUUCCAAGCCGGAGACGGAGGAAGAACACACAAACAAGUGACACUGGAAGUCGUUACGAUGGCAACUUGCAAGACGUCUAUGCUAAGACCAACCGUGUUGGGCGUUGCAGGAACUGCCAAAUAUUUGGACGAACAGAAAGAAUUGUGUGCGGGUGGAGGAUCACAAAGGGACGCAUGCACGCAAGAUGGUGGUGCUCCUUUGAUGUGUCGCAACGCAGCUGGAAGAUUCGUCAUCGCCGGUUUGGUAAUUUGGGGUAAAGGAUGCGGACAGGAAGGAGUUUAUGGUGUGUACGUCGAUGUAACCAAGUACACCGAUUGGAUUGCUACCAACUUAAAUACGCUACAAUUCUCUUAAUAGAUUAAGAUAGUUAACAUGAAAUGUACAAGAUGUAAAUAUGAUGAAUAAACAUAAUAAUAACUUUCGCGAGCAAA
This is a messenger RNA of Dalotia coriaria, 2161 nucleotides long. Its product is annotated as transmembrane protease serine 9-like. Bases 39 to 2084 code for a protein of 681 amino acids. The transcript has 6 exons. The record is from RefSeq and is a predicted model, not a curated record. Gene Ontology annotation, biological process: proteolysis. Lineage: Eukaryota; Metazoa; Arthropoda; Insecta; Coleoptera; Staphylinidae. Gene Ontology annotation, molecular function: serine-type endopeptidase activity.